UGGCAUAGCAACUCUGUCUUAUUGCUUUUCGCGUAAUUUUGCCGUAUUUUUGAGCGACGCGUUGAUAAUUCAUUCAUUUUUGUAAAUUUACUGCACUAAAAACAUCUUAGGAGCUUAUGACUUUCAUUCGAAACAAAGCAGCAUCUCAAUAAUUUGUGUAAAAAAGAAAAAUUGUUCUCUGAACGCGCAUAUCAUUUCUAUAGCAGCCUACAGCAAUGGUGGAUCUCGAGGCGGUAGCUGCACCAGCAGAAUCUUCAGCAAUGGAUGACGGCACUGGACUAUGUCGCCUAUGUUUGCGUCAUGACAAAUCAAUUGUGAAUAUCUUUGAGGAGGAGCCUCCACAGUCAGCAGAAAAAACGCCACCAACCGUUGGAGCAGAGAAAAGAAUGCCAAUGGUGGAACGGCUGUAUGAUUUGUUAGGUGUUAAGUUUCAGCAAUCAACGUUGUUGCCUAGUAACAUCUGCCAGCGCUGUUUUGCAAUGGUUGAGGCGUUUUCCGCUUUUCGCGAAAAUGUGCAAAGAAUUGAGACUGAGUUGCAGAGUUGGGUGGAACGCCAAAAUAGAAGAACGGCAGAUUGCGUGGAUCAACGUCCGGGUCUUAAUGGCAACCCAGGCACAUUUGAGCCUGAAGAUAAUUGCAUAAUAACUGAAGUGGACCCCAAUCAAGAUUACGAAAGUUCAGAGGAUGAUUUUUCUAUGGAAUCGGAUUCGGAGGGCGAAGAGCAUUCGGCUUCAUCACCACACGCCUUGCAAAUGCAAACUUCUACAAAUGACACGCAUCAAUUAUCGCAGCAACCGACAAAUGAACCAAACGAUUCGCUAUCGGCAACAGUUCCAAUGACCACAGAGGAACAGCAAAACACCGACAACUCUAUGCCUGCGCCCGAAGCACCAACUGCUUUUCCCAACAUGCUUGGUAGCGACUCAUUUAUUGCCGGAGAAAUUGUGAUUAAAAACACCUUCCUUUGCCAGUAUUGUGAUAUGGCAUUUACAACGCAACCAGAAUGCCAAGAGCAUGAAUCACAACACGACAGUGCCGCACCUUAUGUCUGCAGCUUUUGUUCACAACGCACAUCAAGUCGUCAGAAUUUAAUAUACCAUAUCAAGGAACUACAUGAUCCUGAGCGGCCAUAUGUAUGUGCAUUCUGCAAAAAGGGCUUCUGCCGGCGUUCGGAUUUGAAAAAACACACCAUUGUACACACUGGUGUGCGUCCGUUCUCAUGUCCUGUUUGCGCAAAAAGCUUUUCUCGUAAUACCAAUUUAACAAAACACAUACGAAUUCAUAGCAGCGUAAAACCACACGUUUGUACGCGUUGCCCACGAUCCUUUUCAAGCGCGACAGAUCUGAUGCGACACAUUCGUACACAUACAAACUCAAAGCCAUUCCAAUGUAGUCUUUGUCCAAGUACUUUCGCACGCAAAGAUAAACUGCAUUUGCAUGAACAGACGCACUACCGGCGUGACUCCGAAUUACUGCCUAAUCAAAGUAACGGUGCAACGCUAAGUGGUGGUGUUAAAAGUGACGAGGUUGGUGGUGUUGUUGGACAACCAGAAAAUAUAGUGGUCUCUCUUAAUCCCUAUGGUGAAGCUGAGUCUACACAGCCCCAUGCUAGCAUGCCCUCGCCACAGGAUCAAUAUCGCCAGCAUAGCAUCUUAGCCGCACAACUGCAGCAACGUCCGCUAAUGCCGAAACCACCACCACAUAAACCAUCACAUACACGCAUGUUCACUUGUACCAUUUGUCAGAAAACGUUUACACGUGAACGCGACUUACAACGACAUCAGGCAUUGCAUUUGGACACACUAUUCACAUGCAAACAAUGUGGUACUGGUUUCAAUAGACGUGAGAAGCUGGCACGCCAUGAAUUGGAAUUCCAUGCACCACAAUAUCCAUGUGAAGUGUGCCGCAUACAAUUCAUAAAACGCGACGAAUUCGAAAAACACAUGAAAAUGCACGAACUGCAGCAAAAUGCCGUCAUGGCUACACAAGCCGCCAUAAGCGCAGCAUCGGGCAUAGCGAGUGCACUACCCCUAAACAUUUUGGGCCUAGCUGGUGGCGCCAACACUGCGGGCCCUAUAAAUUUAGUUACAACUCCGGCUGGCGUUGGUCCACCACCUCCACCAGCGCCAGCACCAACAGACCUGUCAGCCGCACAACAUCGUCCAUCAGCUGCGGAUAUGUCAUUCUACAGCCAACUGGUACCUACUAUGAAUUUGGGAUUCUACAGUGAGACACGGCCUGAAGAUCGCAAUGGUAUAUAGAGGAGGAAUAGAGGGUUGGCGCCGACAUGCAUCGCAUUUAAUCAUAAGUUCGUAGACAGUAUGUUAAGCUGUUUAUUUACUACAUUUACGUUUGUAGUUAGUCGUAAUCAACUGAUUGUGUGGAUUUGGGUUUUCAAAAAUCAACAAUUAUCAAAUUAUGUGUAAACAUACA
Molecule: messenger RNA, 2433 nt
Organism: Rhagoletis pomonella (apple maggot)
Lineage: Eukaryota; Metazoa; Arthropoda; Insecta; Diptera; Tephritidae
Gene: prg
Product: zinc finger protein 358
Exons: 2
Coding region: 216-2261 (681 amino acids)
Biological process (GO): regulation of transcription by RNA polymerase II
Cellular component (GO): chromosome; nucleus
Molecular function (GO): chromatin insulator sequence binding; zinc ion binding
Source: RefSeq, a predicted model, not a curated record